Messenger RNA from Dicentrarchus labrax (European seabass), 2561 nucleotides. RefSeq names its product monocyte to macrophage differentiation-associated (gene mmd). Gene Ontology annotation, molecular function: pore-forming activity. Gene Ontology annotation, cellular component: membrane. The transcript has 7 exons. NCBI's taxonomy places the organism in Eukaryota, Metazoa, Chordata, Actinopteri, Moronidae. Bases 420 to 1151 code for a protein of 243 amino acids. The record is from RefSeq and is a predicted model, not a curated record.
CCCAGCAUGAGGCAGGCACCAUGGGCUUUCUGGAAAACUACCAGGAGAUCGAUCCCGUCACUUUGAACCUUUGCAUCCUCAUUGCCAGCUACGUUAUCUUGCUCCUGGUCUUCCUGAUAUCGUGUAUCAUGUACGACUGCCGGGGCAAAGAUCCUACCAAGGAGUACGCCCCGGACCCGCAGCCGACUCAGUCUCCCAUCAGGCUGGUGGUGAUGCAGACCUCUCCAGCCCCAGUGGGACGGUGGGACACGUCCAACAUGAUCACCACCUACCACGAGCCAACGCACUCGGACUUCAGGGAGAAGAAGAGCACGAUGGUCUGAGUCAGACUCGGCGGACUCACCUUUGUACAUACCUGACUCUUUUUUUUUUGUACGUACGUUCUUUUUACAACUCCUUGGUUUUUUUGGGGGGGGACAAUGUUAGGAUUCGACCUGCACCGGACCAGACUUGCACGGUUCAUGAACCGACGGGCCUCUGCUAACUGCCGCUACCAGCCCACCUGCUACGAGCAUGCUGCAAACUGCUACACUCAUGCGCUCCUCAUCGUGCCGGCCGUCGUGGGCAUGACGCUGCUGCACCGACUGUCGGACAACGGCUGGGAGAGGAUCACCGCCUGGGUGUACGGCAUGGGCCUGUGUGCCCUCUUCCUGGUCUCCACUGUGUUCCAUAUCAUCACCUGGAAGAAGAGCCACAUGAGGUCUAUGGAGCAGUGUUUCCACAUGUGUGACAGAGUGGUCAUCUACUUCUUCAUCGCUGCCUCCUACACACCUUGGUUGAACCUGCGAGAGUUGGGCCCUCUAGCAGCACACAUGCGCUGGUUUGUGUGGCUCAUGGCUGCCGCUGGAACCAUAUACGUCUUCAACUACCAUGAAAAGUAUAAACUUGUUGAGCUGGCCUUCUAUCUGACCAUGGGUUUCUUCCCUGCAUCAGUCGUGACGUCAAUGAGCAACACCGAGGGCCUUCAGGAGCUGGCCUGCGGUGGACUCCUCUACUGCCUCGGCGUGUUCUUCUUCAAGAGCGACGGCGUCAUCCCUUUCGCCCACGCCAUCUGGCACGUGUUCGUGGCGCUGGCUGCGGCCGUGCACUACUACGCCAUCUGGAAAUACCUCUACAAGGCCCCCAGCGCCGACACCCUCCUCCAGUCGUGACCGCUGGACGCCGGUUCUCCACGUUCCGCUCCCCCCAACCUGCGCUCCUGAGCGACGGCGUCCGCACACCGACUCCCUCAACUGCCCAGUGAAGCUGCUGCGGCAGCCCAAAAAGUUUACGACAACAAUGACCGUGAAUUGUUUACUGUUUUCUAACGCGGAGAACAGAUUUUUCUGCCCAACAGAAGCUACUUUCAAAGCUGUUUUGUACAACUUCAGUGAGGGAGGGGCUUUUUACAACGAACCCUGGCACAGUCAGUGUUUGAGAAAUUUGAUAGCAGUCUUUUGUAUCGCUCGAAGUGAAGUCACAUUCCACAUUGGGGUCAUUUGUGUGUCAAACCUGGAGAUUUAAACAUUUCAGCUGGUGGCGUGAACCCCAGGGACACUGAGCGAGGUGCUAGACAUCAGCUGUUAGCAGUAGCAGGGCUGGUACCAUCCAAACACCACAAUGAGCCGUUGUUUGAUACUUUACCUUUGAGAAACAUGUAAAAAAAAAAAUAAACCAAAGAAGAAUAAAUUUGAUUAAAAUGCGGAACAGAGUGAUUAAAGUACAGCAGAGCGACCAGUAUCUGAUGCCAACUUUUGUACCAGAAUGUAUUGAGGUUCAUACCCGGUCCCCCCGGUCAGGAGUUCAUUUAAACAAAAGUGUUUGAGGUCAGUCGGGGGGGGGGACCGUCUGAUCCAGAUCCACUCUUUGUUUUCCAGUGCGUGCUUUUGUUUCUGACCAGUAUCCAAACGCAGUCCUCAGUUUUCAGAGAACGCAGCUUUUCUGUGAGUAUGGAGCGCCACCUGCUGGGGGGGGGGGCAGGCUGCUCCAGGAAGGCGAUGAAGAGCAUUCCAGGGAGCUUUGCGGGGGGAAGGGGGCGACACUGGUGAGGAGUGGGUUUUUAUUAUUGAGCCACAUGAUGAGAGAAAAUCAGUGCAGGCGGUGUGAUGAGAGAAUGUUUCCACUUUAUUAAUGUGAAGAGUGCAGCAGAGCGUCUGCACCACCUUUGUACUGUAGUCCACUAUUUCCACUGAUUCUCUCUCUGGGUUUUUGAUUUGCACCACUAGGACGUUCGAGGCGGGGUCGAUCGCUGGAGAAACCUCAUGUUUUUGUCUCAUGCUGUUGGUUUUUGUAAAUUUGCUCAGUGGCUCAUAAAAUUCCCUUUCUGUUGCUUUCCUCUUAGUGACGUUCGGAGCUCAACGAGUGCAUAUUUCUCUGUUUUUUUGUGUCUGUUGAAACGGUUUCCUUAACCACUCUGUUUUGUAAUGUUUGUAUAUUCUGUCCUUUUUGUUCUGUUGAUUACAUGAUCCUGGCCUUUUGCAGGGAAAUAAACUGCUUCCUGUCUGUCCCAUUGGCUGUUAACGGUGCUGCAUAUACAUGAAUAUCACCUUUCUAAUGUGACAAUAAAAGACGAUAAUGCCCCA